Pseudogymnoascus verrucosus is the source of this 1833-nucleotide messenger RNA. RefSeq lists its product as uncharacterized. Gene Ontology annotation, biological process: fructose metabolic process; fructose 2,6-bisphosphate metabolic process. The coding region runs from base 252 to 1775 and encodes 507 amino acids. Lineage: Eukaryota; Fungi; Ascomycota; Leotiomycetes; Thelebolales; Thelebolaceae. Gene Ontology annotation, cellular component: cytosol. Gene Ontology annotation, molecular function: 6-phosphofructo-2-kinase activity; ATP binding. The record is from RefSeq and is a predicted model, not a curated record. The transcript is spliced from 2 exons.
CCCAGCCCCACUCACCCCGCCGGCUCUCGAAUCCCGGGACGUUAGAUCUUCGCCGAUCGGGAUAUUGAAUCCGUUAGCUGCAUUAAGGUUUAAUUACUCCAAUAGGAAAGGAUAUGACAGCUCUGCCCUCCCGGUUACACUGUUCUUGCCCCAUAAACCGGGCAGGGGAAACCCACGCUGUACCCAAGCCGCCCGUUGAAAGAUAGCACUUUGUAACAGGUGGGGGACACUAUCAGUCAUCCAUCUUGAAUAUGGGCAGCUCUGUACUCUCUAAUCUGCCCUGCGCCAAGGAAGCAGAUGCAGCCCCGAAAUUGCUGAUCAUCAUGGUCGGGCUACCUGCCAGAGGUAAAAGCUACAUCGUCAGAAAAUUGUCCAGAUACCUGAACUGGUUACAGUAUGAAGCCCGUGUCUUCAACGUUGGAGAACGACGUAGGGCAGAAGCGCAUGUAGAACAAAGUGGCGAGAAAGCGGAGGAAUCACAUCUCAGUAGAGGUCAAUUCUCUUCUUCCGCUGCCUUCUUCGACCCUACGAACGCUGAUCUGGUCUCAGCUCGCGACCAGAUUGCCCUCAAAACUCUAGACGAACUUCUCAAUUGGCUCUCUAGACAAGAUAGCAGCAGUAUUGGGAUACUUGAUGCGACAAACAGCACACAAGAGCGCCGCCAAAUUCUACUAUCACAUAUCCGGCGGAAACGUGGCACUCUAAAUGAAGUGCUAUUCAUAGAAACUUGCUGCUUCGACCAGGACAUACUCGAGCACAACUUCCAACUGAAGCUCAACGGACCGGACUACAGGGGCCAAGACCCUGAUGAGGCCCUUAGGGAUUUCCGUCAGAGGGUCGUCUUCUACGAGAAGUCAUAUGUUCCACUUGGAGAAGUUGAAGAGCAAGACAAGAUCCCCUAUCUCCAGGUGAUUGAUGUUGGCCGGAAGAUCAACACGCACUUGAUCCAGGGAUAUCUUUCAAGUCGAGUGGUUGAGUAUAUGCUUAACUUCAACUUGUCAGAGCGUCAAAUAUGGAUAUUCAGCGGUGGCGAGAGCAUAGACGAUAGUGCUGGCAGAAUAGGGAGGCGAUCAGACCUCACGGAAAACGGACAGCGGUAUGCAGCUUCACUCGUUCGGUUCAUCCACGGAGAGCGCGAACGUUGGGAAAAGAAGAGGCAAAGUCAUAGAACUCAGAAUCGUGACUCAACAAGGUUCAGUGUUGACGAUCCGACACGGAAACAGGACGCCUUACACCCACAGCGUCACAAAAAUUGGUCUUGCCCUCUCGAUUUUUGCAUCUGGACUUCCACCAUGCCUCAGACCACCCAAACCGCUUUAGGAUUUUGCGAAAAGCUUUUUACAAAGUUGCAGAUGAAGACGCUUGACGAUCUUAAUGCAGGCGACAUGGCUGGGCUGACGUUCGAGGAGAUUGCUACAAGUCAACCUGCCGUUUACACUGCCCGCAAACAGCAUAAACUCCUAUAUAGGUGGCCUGGCCUUGGCGGAGAGUGCUAUGUUGACCUCAUCUCCCGCCUACGGCCCGUCAUCCUAGAACUGGAGCGCAGGAAGGAUCAUGUGCUGCUUGUGACACAUCGGGCAGUUGUGCGUGUCCUUCUGUCUUACUUCUUGGAUCUCCGCCGCGAUGAUCUGGCAGAGAUGGUGAUACCGAAAAACUGGGGCUUUUGCCUUAAGCCAACACCUUACGGCAUUGAUUUCAGUGCCUAUUCUUAUCGACCCGAAUCAGGUACUUUCUGCUUAGAGCCAGGCGCUCAAAACAAGUUCUUCCCUUCAUAACCUCAUAUGAAAGGUUUUUAUUUGAGUUGUGGGAUAUGGUAAUAUAAGUUUCGUGCGA